CGACAGAGAUAGCGUAUGUACGGAUACAAACUCUACAUCUCUAACAGUACAGAUUUAAGUCUCCUACAAGCGGCUUAUUUGUGUUACAAUCAUACAGGGCCAGAUUUACCAGAUCUUAAUGUUACUCACAUAUGUGUUUCUUUCGGUCGGUAUGUCAUUUUCUACAAUGAAAGAGUUUAUGGUGUAUGGUAUCCUGGCAAUCAACAAUAUACAUAUACCCAACUGUGUCAAGUAAUAGUUCAAGGUUGUCAUAGAGACGAUGCCUAUGGAAUUCUCUGUAAUAAAAGAUGUCCAUUAAAUUGUCAAGAGAGAAGGUGUUACAUAACUAAUGGAACUUGUGUUGGAUGUAAAGACGGUUGGAUUGGGAAAAGUGUCUUGAUGCUUGCCCAGUUGGAAAAUACGGAGCAGAGUGCAAGAAAACAUGUACAGACCACUGUGGAAAUAAUUUUUCAUGUAAUCACGUGACUGGUCAGUGUGAGGGGUGUCUAUAUGGAUGGAUGGGAUACGAUUGCAGUGAAACGUGUCCCCCUGGCACGUAUGGAGAAGGUUGUGAAAGAAAGUGUAGUGGAAAUUGUGCCAACAAUGAAACCUGUCACAAAGUUGAUGGAUUUUGUCCUGGGGGUUGUCAUAAUGGGUUUCAAGGAAAUCGCUGCAGUGAAGAGAUUGAUAUUGGUGUGAAUGUAGAUUUCACAAAACCUUGCACUGACCAAGGAGACAACGUUGGCGGAUUAACAGCGGGUUUGAUUAUUUCUCUCCUGAUCAAUGUUGGGCUUUGCUUUACAGUGCUUUACUUCAUCAGGAAGAAAGAGAACAACAAAAGAAAUAGCCAGGCUUCCUACGAGGUCAGUGACAGCGUGGGUUCCCAAAGAUCAUCAUCUGGCGGCCAUCUUGAAAACCAUGCAUAUGAAGAUUUGAAUGUGAUACAAGCCAGAGAUGCCCUUCAAGUUUAUCGGAAUCUCGCACUCAAUGACACCAACACAAACACUGUAUAGCAAAAGGAAAAAUAUUCAACUUUUGAUUAAAUAAAAAAUAUACAUGAUUACUUUUAGAUGAAGAAACAACAACACAAAUCAAUGAAUAGUGCAUAAACAUGGACACUGGAAUCAGGAAUAAGCAUUCUCUGGUCAGUGGUGACCGGACACGCAUUAUAAGUUGAA
Molecule: messenger RNA, 1157 nt
Organism: Saccostrea cuccullata (small rock oyster)
Lineage: Eukaryota; Metazoa; Mollusca; Bivalvia; Ostreida; Ostreidae
Product: multiple epidermal growth factor-like domains protein 10
Exons: 6
Coding region: 498-992 (164 amino acids)
Molecular function (GO): scavenger receptor activity
Source: RefSeq, a predicted model, not a curated record